This is a messenger RNA of Trametes versicolor FP-101664 SS1, 741 nucleotides long. RefSeq names its product RNase H. The record is from RefSeq and is a predicted model, not a curated record. The transcript has a single exon. Gene Ontology annotation, molecular function: RNA-DNA hybrid ribonuclease activity; nucleic acid binding. NCBI's taxonomy places the organism in Eukaryota, Fungi, Basidiomycota, Agaricomycetes, Polyporales, Polyporaceae. The annotation marks the transcript as partial.
GAAAUCCGGCUCGCCCUCCCAAUCUGGUACCACAUCCGAAAAUCGGACGCUAGAUCCUCCGCAAACUCAGUAGCUGCGAAAUGCCUACGCGACAACCACGGCGUACGGACCGUAAAGGACUGCGUCAACACGGCGAACAGGCUAUGUAGGAGAAAUGACCAAGGAAGCGACGGGGAUGGCCGCCAUACCCUGAACAAGGCAUGCCGGUGUCGAGACUGCACUACAGAUAGGGACGUGCACCACUGCUCCGACCCUAACCGGUGCGCAAAAGCGGCAAAGCGUGCUCUGGAACAACUCCUACCAACGUGGAGGCCGGGCAUCCCGGACCCUGGAGACGGACUAACACUAACAAAGAGGAGGUUAGACAGAAACAAAGAGGCGAGAUACAACCGACAGACUAUCACCUUCAACCCAUCCAUCAAGUCCGGCCCCUAUGUGGCCUCCUGCUUCCGCGUAUUCACAGAGCCGAGUGAUCCAAACGCCCCCCUGCCUCGAAGGCCUCCAAAACCGUAUCAAGUGGACGAGCAGGAAACCGAGAUAUACACAGAUGGAUCAGCAAUGUCCAACGGUGCGUCGAACGCAACAGCAGGAAGCGGACUUUGGUUUGGACCUGAUGAUCCGCGGAACAUAGCGGCACGGGUGCCAGGACCGAUACAAACAAACCAGGCGGGGGAAUUAUACGCGAUUGCGGUGGCAGCGAACGCAGUACCGCCCUUCGUGCCGAUGCAAAUUGUGACGGAC